Messenger RNA from Lathyrus oleraceus (garden pea), 610 nucleotides. Its product is annotated as putative lipid-transfer protein DIR1. Bases 58 to 408 code for a protein of 116 amino acids. The record is from RefSeq and is a predicted model, not a curated record. The transcript has 2 exons. NCBI's taxonomy places the organism in Eukaryota, Viridiplantae, Streptophyta, Magnoliopsida, Fabales, Fabaceae.
UGCAUUUGAUAUAAGCUAACAAUCUUUCCCCUUAAUCAAAUCAAGAGUGAGGUUUCUAUGAUCAUGACAACUAGAUACUUAGGCUUUGCAGCAUUAGUUCUUACUGCAUGCAUGUUAGGAAUUUCUGUUGAAUUUGAAUGUGGUGGUGAUUUGGCUGGCAUUCAAACUCAAUGUGAAAGUUUUGUUAAGAAGGAUGGGCCAAAGAUUCCACCAUCGAAACCAUGUUGUGAAGCAUUGAAAGGUGCUGAUAUCACAUGUUACUGCAAAUAUUUGACUCCUCCUAUUGAGAAACUGCUCAGCAUAGAAAAAGUAUUGUUUGUUGCUAAAACUUGUCAAUGCCAAAAUAUUCCUACGGACAAGUGUGGAAGUUAUGUUAUUCCUCAUCCUCCUCUUCUAUUAAAGGUUUGAUGACAAUGUUGGAUGCAUGCAACUUUUAUUAGCUGAUAUCUAUAAUAAAAUAAAAUAAAACAGGAUAUGAGUCUUUUUAAUUAUUUGUUUAUCCUUUUUCUAUGAUUUGUAUCUUCAUGAAUUCAAUGACAUGAUCAAAUUGUUGUAAUUUAAAAGUUGCAAUGUUUUAUAUAGUGAAAGCAUUAGUCUUUUCCCCCCUGUA